UGUUUGCGUCCAUAGUUACCAUAAAUAAAAACUCUGGGAAGUUUCUGUCGACAGCUAUAACUGCAAUUUAAUAACUACUCUGCCGUUCUGUCGUAUUUUUUCUUGAAACACAGCUUAAGAAAAUUCCACUAUGGAAAUUAUCAGAGGUAGUUUAGAUGAUAUUUCUCGACCUGCGUCGUGUGAGCAAACAGGUAGCCGUGUUUCGAGCGUGUCAUUGCAUCAUAGUGACAGAAUCUGUCCUACAACUCCAUUUGCCCUUGUUGUUUUGACCAAUGAUGCUGCUGAUACUCGGAUCCAGAUCCAGAGCAGCUCUGAAGAAACUAUAAUCCACUCCUCAUCCAGAGAUCCUGACAAAGCUCAAUGUCAGGCUGAUACUGAUGAAGAGAAGGAAGAUUUCGAACUACAGAGAGCCAUUGAGGAAAUGAGACAACUUGAUGAAAUACUGUCUGCGGAGAUCUGCAAAGAAAAAGAAGUCAAGCGUCAAAGGAAAGAACUUCAAGCUAAACUCUGGGAAGAGCUCCUGCAGAAUACGCCUGAAGGUCACUCUGAAUGUGCCCAUGAAGCUUUGAACACAAAGCUGUUUUUGGCUCUGGAAGCACCCACUGGGACAGAAGAGGAGGAAGACUUUGUGCCUGUGUUUGAAACCCAGGUUCCAGACUGGGAGCCCAAUGAAGACAGCCAAUACUUGGAGCAAAGUGAAAAGAGGCCAAACAGUUUGACAGAAUCAUUUGAAGUAGGCCAUGGGGAGACUGGGGAAGAGCAAUUUGAAGGCAGCCACUGUGGGGCUUCGAAAGGAAAGAAAAAACAGAGGGACUUUGUCAAGAGAAACAUUGAGCUAGUAAGUGGUGAGGGGGACCAAGUGCUUAUGACCCAGGCGGAGAAAGAGCGUCUGGCUGAGCUCCUCCAAGACGUAGACGAAGGGGAAGAGGACAGUGCCAGAGGCGUAGACAGCGAGGAGGACAUGUGGGCUGUGUCAGUCCUGACAAGAAAGGGUUACACCCCAGAGCCCUCUGACCUGGAGCAGCUGAUCAACAUCGACUCCAAAAUCCGCCUCCUCCUUCCUGUUGAGGAAUUCCUCUCAGUCCAAAGCUCAUACACAAACCUUAGCAUGUCCCAGGGCCACAGCUCAGAGGUUGGCUGGAAGUGCGAUGGGGACCCGCAGCCAGGAGAGAAGGUCCUGCAGGAUAUAAAGGAGAGGAGAGGGCAGGAGAGGCGGCUCCAAGAGAUCCAACAGCAGCUGGAGAUCCUGGGCCAGGGCCAAGAGAUGACUAAUGAGUCACCAGACCUUACUGAGGAGCAGUUGCUUAGUCUGCUGGAUGAGUGUGAGCUGACAGAGAGCUGGACCCACGAUCUUGAGACGAAUGACACGACACCAUGAGACCCUAAAAAAGUCACCCAAAGACUGAUGGGCCCAAUCCAUCUGAAACCCUGCUAUCAAAAGACACAUCAUUGCUGGGAUGUUGCUAUUGCUAAAAUACUAAAUUACCACAAUAUUUCAUUAUCACAAAAGACUAUGAAUUCACAAAGAGGCUUUGGUACACUGUAAAGCUUUUAGAUUUAUGGAGAUAUAACUAACCUGUCUUACAUACAGUAACAUAAACUGAUCAUGAACA
Dicentrarchus labrax (European seabass) is the source of this 1613-nucleotide messenger RNA. RefSeq names its product fibrous sheath interacting protein 1 (gene fsip1). The transcript is spliced from 10 exons. The record is from RefSeq and is a predicted model, not a curated record. Bases 131 to 1378 code for a protein of 415 amino acids. NCBI's taxonomy places the organism in Eukaryota, Metazoa, Chordata, Actinopteri, Moronidae.